UCUCCAAUUCGGACCAAAGUUCAUUCUCUCAAGCAUUUCCUCAAGGAAAUCCCAUUCCACCGUAGGUCGAGGCUAGUCUAAAUGUAGUUAUCACUGAAUGUUGAGCUUAAUCAGUGGACCUCUACGACAUUAAUGGAGAUGAAUUCCCACUCCCCUCACACAUUUCUGUAAAAUUCGACCCACAUUUAUUCAAAUUCAUUCCGUAGCUGCUCGGAAUUGUUUGACCUCUCACUCUUCUCGUUAAUGGGAAACAACAACUCACAGCUACCGCCGGAGCAAUGUUGAAAAUUUUCCCUCCAAAAAUCAAGCCUUUCUUCAACCAGAAGCCGUCAGCAGCGCUCCUAUCCUCUUCCGCAACGCCGUCUUUAGCCGCAGAAUCAUCACCACCAUCACCAUAUCUCGCAAAUUUGGUCGCUACGAUUCUCAGUUCCUCGACCCCAGAACAGGCGCUGAGGAUCUUCAACUCGGCUUCGCGAAGCAUAAACCCCGCGAAGACUCUGAAACUGCAUUCGGCCAUCGUGCAUUUCCUAACCAGGAAGAGAUUGUACGUGAAGGCAAGGUGUUUGACAGAAGGCCUCAUCGAAACCUUGAGAAAAACUCGAAAACCCCACAAGGUGUGUUGGUCGAUUUUCAACGCGCUGAGUCAGAUUGAGCCUGCGGGAUGCGACGGCAAUGUGUUUGGGGUGUUGAUCAACGCUCUAUGCGAGAAGGGUCUCCCCGAUGAGGGGCAUUGGGUGUACCGGAAGAUGGGGAGAUUGCCGCCGGUGCAGCCCUGCAAUGCGCUUCUCAACGGCAUUUUGAAGACGGGCCGCAUUGAGUUUAUGUGGGAAGUUUUUGAUGACAUGGUUUCCAAUGGUUUAUCGCCUAGUGAGGUCACUUAUGGGAUACUCAUCGAUGCUUGCUGUCAUAGCGGAGAUACAGAGAAAGCAAGAUUGUUAUUUGAAGAGAUGGUUAAAAGGGGAUUGAAACCGACGGUUGUGAUUUACACGACCCUCAUACGGGGCUUAUGCGCGGAGAGUAAGAUGCCGGAAGCUGAGACCAUUUUUAUGAGAAUGGUGGAGUGUGAUGUGGCCCCUAACCUCUACACAUACAAUGUGCUAAUGGAUGGAUAUGCUAAGAUGGUAUGUGUUGAGAAAGUGAGGAAGUUGUACUAUGCAAUGUUGGAUAGUGGACUGUUGCCAAAUGUUGUUACCUAUAGUAUUUUGAUAUAUUUGCUUUGCAAGAUUGGGGAGCUUGUAGCUUUUAGGAGCUAUUUUGUGCAUAUGGUGAAGUUUAAUGUUAUUCCCAAUAUCUAUAUUUAUAAUUGUUUAAUGGAUGGUUUUUGUGAUGCUGGUGACUUAACUGCUGCUAUGGCUAUGCAUGUGGAGAUGGAGAAGUUUGGUAUUUCUCCGGAUGUUGUCACAUAUGGCAUCCUUAUGAAAGGGUAUUCUAGAAUCGGUAGAGUUGAAGAUGCAGAGAUUUUGUUCUGUAAGAUGAAUGAAGCAGGAUUAGCGGUGAACUCAGUGGUGUGUAAUACUCUGAUUGAUGGAUACUGCAAGAAAGGAAACAUGGAGAAGGCUGUGGGGAUUUGUUCACAGAUGAUGGAGAUGGGCUUACAGCCCAAUAUAGUUACUUUCUGCACACUGAUAAACGGCUACUGCAAAGCAGGGAAGCUGGAGGCUGCCAUGGGGCUUUACUAUGAAAUGGCAAUCAAAGGCUACAGGCCUGAUGUGGUUGCUUAUACUUGUUUGAUCGAUGGGCACUUCAAGAAUGGCUAUACCGAUGCAGCUCUUCAGCUGCACAAAGAAAUGAUGGAUGCUGGCAUUGCACCCAACGCUUUCACUCUUAGUUGUGUGGUUGAUGGGCUGUGCAAGGAUGGAAGGAUCAAUAAUGCAACUAAUUUUUUCUUGGAACAAACUAAAGCGUCUCGAGCUGAAGAAGAUGGGCAGUGUUGCCCUUCUAGGGUUACAUAUUCGAUCCUGAUCAGCAGUUUGUGCAGAAAUGGUCGGGCGUUUCAAGCCAGCAAGUUUUUGUUGGACAUGAGGAAGAGUGGAUUGCAACCAGAAGUUGUUGAUUAUGCUGCGGUUGUGGAAGGGCAUUUUCAAGCCAAGCGGGUCUUUCCGGUGAUGAUGCUGCAAGCAGAUAUGCUAAAGAUGGGCAUAUUACCUAAUGAGUUCAUGUAUGACAUAUUGGAAAGAGGUUAUCAGGAGACUGCAUACUUGGCCUCUGCUCGAAAGUGUCGUCUUGAUUUCAGGAUUUGAGGGCCGUUUCUUCGACUCAUUGCAGUUUGAUUCGUAUAAAGAAAGUGUAUACUUAAGAUCAGAAUCGUAUUUAUCAUCAUCACCAAGCUCAGGUUCAAGUGUUUCUCAAGAAACUUGUGAAGUAUUUGAAUUUGUUUUGAGCCUUUGAAAGAAUGUGAUGUAUUUGAGAAGGAAUUUGUUACUUGUUAGAGAAUAUGUGUAUUUGGUUUUUAUCUCAAGAGAAUAAACUGAAGCAAAUAUUUGAAACCUC
Messenger RNA from Salvia miltiorrhiza (redroot sage), 2490 nucleotides. Its product is annotated as pentatricopeptide repeat-containing protein At5g61400. Bases 279 to 2240 code for a protein of 653 amino acids. Gene Ontology annotation, molecular function: protein binding. NCBI's taxonomy places the organism in Eukaryota, Viridiplantae, Streptophyta, Magnoliopsida, Lamiales, Lamiaceae. The transcript has a single exon. The record is from RefSeq and is a predicted model, not a curated record.